This is a messenger RNA of Knipowitschia caucasica, 2715 nucleotides long. The record is from the annotation of a GenBank genome assembly. NCBI's taxonomy places the organism in Eukaryota, Metazoa, Chordata, Actinopteri, Gobiiformes, Gobiidae.
AUGCUCUCGCCCACUACUAACCUGUCCAGCUGCAGUGGUGUGCCUGCGGGGAAAGCCAAGACUCUCUGGAUACAACAGUGUCUAAAUGUGCAUAGAAGUGUGUACAGUCCAUCACAGCCGCAGCUGCCCGAGCGCACCACGGAGACUGAGAAGGGGUCAGCGCGCCCACGGACGCCCGGGGAGAGCAGAGGGAAGGCGGACAGACUCACCCUGAAGGCGCAUCUAAGAGGAUCAGUCAUGGAGCACCCUGGGGAGUACUCCACGGUCCUGGGACAGAUCCUGUCAGAGCUCAAGUCUAAACAUCAGAGUGUGUCCCACCCAGAGCUGUGUGGAUGGCUGUGCUCGCGCUUUGACCUGGUGCACCUGGCCAAACUGCGCAGUGUGCUCUUCCACAGUGCCAGCCAGGACCCCUCCUUCCCUGCCACACUCUUCAGAGACCGGAUGCGCUGCUCCUCAGUUGACCCUCACUCUAAAAAACUUCAGGUGGCUGCGGAUGUCGUGUCCAUGUUUAAUCUUAUCCACAGCAGAAGCCCAGCCAAAGAGAGGCUUCCUAUGUCCCGAGCCCCUCUGAUCAAAAAUCACUCUGUCGGGUCAACUGACUACCACCCACCUCACCCGCCUCACCCGCCUCACCCUCUUCACGGCUCUGCCCACAAACACAAGCAAGGAGCAGAGAGCGGCCUGCACCACUUUAUUCCUGCCUCCGACCCCAACUUCCUGCUCCGAGUGAGUAAAGACCUGAAAUGUAGAGCGGCUUCUCUAGACAAACUACACCCCCUUCCUCUCUAUGGCCCUGGGCCCCUGGGUCCCUCCUGUGAGAUGCAGAGUACGUACUUCCCAAUGGAUGUAGACAGUGAGGCAAGCACAGAGCUCGAGUCGCUCUCACAACCACAGCUAGGCCCUCAGGAGCCCCGCGCUGCACGCUCCUGUGUCCACAAGAGGAAUGUUUUCAAAGAAGACUUUCACAAUAUGUCUGCGUUCUCGCCAAAGGUGCAUCGACAGGCCAGUGAUUGUGCCGAGGGUAUCCACCAGAGAGAGCUCCACAGACCUGCUGUGUUCUUUAAUCACAGUUUUGAACUGCCUUGUACCAAUCCAUACAUGGACCCAGGAUUCAACUCUCCACUUGAUGAGAGACAUCGCGCCAAGCAUGAAAGUCUGGAUGACCUACAAGCGUCCACAUACUUUGGCCCAAGCACUGUGUCAGAGAGCGUGAGUUCCCGGAGGUUCCCCGACAGAGAACCCCCCCACAAAGGUAACAGCAAAGCAGGCAGACCAACCCGGCCAGUCAAGAGCUUCAGUCUCAACACAGAUUAUGUACCUGCACCCAGCACCAAACCCAUGGCAACCAAGAGACCUCUCAGGAACAUGGCUGCGAUCAAUGGGGAGAGAGAACCAUCUAAAACAGAGUCUCCAGCUUUCAACAAGAAAGUAAGUGAUUUCAAAGGCCAGGAGGUAUCACCCCUGAGCAACGGUCCUGACUGUGUGGAGAGAAAGGGGGACAGCCCGUGGUUUGAGGGCAGGACUGCAAGCCGAGGUUUCCAAAGACCUGAUGUGGCCUCCAACGUGGGCACACAGACGGAGAAGGGCAGUGAGCCCAAGAGACUCAGGAGCUUCAGUCGAACAGACUCUGAGAUGAUCAGUGACGACAUCAGCGACAUCUUCCGCUUUUUGGACGACAUGAGUGUGUGCGACUCACUGAACAUGAUCCAGUCCUCUUGUUACAACAGCACCGGCUCUCUCUCCCAGCUCACUCUGAGGUCCGACAGCUCUCCAGAGCGCAGCACGGUUCGUCUGGCUAAGUCCAGACUGGACAGUCUUUUCCACUCUCUGGACAAUAGUGAUGACGAGCUCAAGUCAAACGUGCACCGCCUAGUACAGAGAAUCGGAGAGAUAGAGAAGAAGCUUGAGUCUCUGUCUGGGGUCCGCACUGAGAUCACCCAGCUCCUGUCCAAACUAAACCAGCUGGACCACAAGGUGGACCCUCUGAUGGACACACACAAAACGGACACACAUUGGGACACUCCACAGUACACUUCACUGGUCAUACGAGUGGACUUUCUAACAUCCAAUCCGGUGGACACACUAGUGGACACACCACUAGUGGACAUGCUACUAGUGGACAUGCAAGCGAUCAUAGUGGUGGACAUGCUAGUGGUCAUAGUGGUGGACAUGCUAGUGGUCAUAGUGGUGGACAUGCUAGUGGUCAUAGUGGUGGACAUGCAAGCGAUCAUAGUGGUGGACAUGCUAGUGGUCAUAGUGGUGGACAUGCUAGUGGUCAUAGUGGUGGACAUGCUAGUGGUCAUAGUGGUGGACAUGCUAGUGGUCAUAGUAGUGCACAUGCUAGCGGUCAUAGUGGUGCACAUGCUAGUGGUCAUAGUAGUGCACAUGCUAGCGGUCAUAGUAGUGCACAUGCUAGCGGUCAUAGUGGUGGACAUGCUAGUGGUCAUAGUAGUGCACAUGCUAGUGGUCAUAGUAGUGCACAUGCUAGUGGUCAUAGUAGUGCACAUGCUAGUGGUCAUAGUAGUGCACAUGCUAGCGGUCAUAGUGGUGGACAUGCUAGUGGUCAUAGUAGUGCACAUGCUAGUGGUCAUAGUGGUGGUCACGUUACUGGACAUGCUGGUGGUCAUGCUGGUGGACACUCUAAUGGACACUCCAGUAAACAGCACAAGCGUGGACAUUCCCAUACAUUGGCGGACUGGAGUAGUUCUCAGGUGA